Torulaspora delbrueckii is the source of this 477-nucleotide messenger RNA. It is a transcript of the gene HAP3, whose product is annotated as Hap3p. Gene Ontology annotation, biological process: regulation of transcription by RNA polymerase II. Gene Ontology annotation, cellular component: nucleus; CCAAT-binding factor complex. Gene Ontology annotation, molecular function: protein heterodimerization activity; RNA polymerase II cis-regulatory region sequence-specific DNA binding; DNA-binding transcription activator activity, RNA polymerase II-specific. The coding region runs from base 1 to 477 and encodes 158 amino acids. The record is from RefSeq and is a predicted model, not a curated record. NCBI's taxonomy places the organism in Eukaryota, Fungi, Ascomycota, Saccharomycetes, Saccharomycetales, Saccharomycetaceae. The transcript has a single exon.
AUGGGUCGCAGUGGGAGUGACAUAAGUUCAGCCGCUGAACCUGUAAACGCGAAGGAUGAGCUGGAUAAAACCGCAAGACAGAAUCAAUACGUGACAGAACUACGAGAACAGGAUCGAUGGCUUCCGAUCAACAAUGUCUCGAGAUUAAUGAAAAAUACACUUCCAGUAACGGCAAAGGUCUCUAAGGAUGCAAAAGAAUGUAUGCAGGAAUGUGUUAGUGAGUUUAUCUCUUUCGUUACCAGCGAAGCCAGUGAUCGAUGCUCUUCCGAUAAGAGAAAAACUAUUAAUGGUGAAGAUAUCCUAAUAUCAAUGCAUGCACUUGGAUUUGAAAACUAUGCUGAAGUUUUAAAGAUUUACCUGGCUAAAUACAGGCAGCAACAGGCUUUGAAGAACCAGAUGUGGUACGAAGAGGAUGAGAGCCCGGCAGAUAAGCCUGAUUCUGCAAAACAGGAAUCCCAACAAGAUGAGGCUACUUAG